Sphaeramia orbicularis (orbiculate cardinalfish) is the source of this 3709-nucleotide messenger RNA. Its product is annotated as constitutive coactivator of PPAR-gamma-like protein 1 homolog. The transcript has 17 exons. The record is from RefSeq and is a predicted model, not a curated record. The coding region runs from base 295 to 3453 and encodes 1052 amino acids. Lineage: Eukaryota; Metazoa; Chordata; Actinopteri; Kurtiformes; Apogonidae. Gene Ontology annotation, cellular component: nucleus.
UCUUCUCUCCUCUCCCUCUGAACAGACCGCAGACAUGGCUCCGUGAGUGGACACAUGGCAGCUGUUAGCCAUGGAACAGAAACUACUCACCAAAAACUGACCAUGACUCGAUAACAGCCUUUUUAUUCGUUCCUUUCAAAAUAACUCAACUCCUGCAAUAUCACACUCCGUUACCAACCGGCUGUCAGUCACUGUCAACGGGAGAGCCGCCUCAGCCGUUACUCCCUCCGGUUUCAUUUCCUCCAAUAGUUUGUUUGUUUUUUUUUCUGUCACCGUCUACUUCCAGUUGUCAUCAUGGGCGUCCAGGGUUUACAGGAGUACAUCGAAAAGCACUGCCCCGCCGCUGUGGUGCCGGUGGAGCUCCAGAAGCUGGCCCGGGGCACUCUGGUAGGAAGUGACCGGGUGAAGCCCCCUCAGAGUCCGCUGAGGCUGGUGGUUGACGCCGAGAACUGCCUGCACCGGCUCUACGGAGGCUUCUACACCGACUGGGUGAGCGGGGGGCAGUGGAACCACAUGCUGGGCUACCUGUCCGCCCUCUCCCAGGCCUGCUUCCUCGGCCACAUUGAGCUCCUGGUGUGUUUCAACGGCGCUCUGGAGAAAGGCCGACUUCACGAGUGGGUGAAGCGGCAGGUGAACGACCGGCAGACCGCCCAGCAGAUCAUCAGCCACGUCCAGAAUAAGGGCACCCCUCCGCCCAAAGUCUGGUUCCUCCCUCCGGUGUGUAUGGCCCACUGCAUCCGACUGGCGCUCCUCAGGUUCGGCGUCGGGGUCGUCCAGACCAUCGAGGACCACCACCUGGAAGUGAUAGCUUUAUGCCGGCAGAUCGGCUUCCACGGUCUGGUGGCCUACGACUCAGACUACGCUCUGUGCAACAUCCCAUCCUACUUCAGCGCCCACGCACUCAAACUGAGCCGCAACGGCAAAAGCCUCACCACCAGCCAGUACCUGAUGCACGAAGUAGCACAGCAGCUCAAUCUCAACCCAAACCGCUUCGUCAUUUUCGCAUCACUUUUAGGAAAUCACAUACUGCCUGAUGAAGACUUGGCUGCCUUUCACUGGAGCUUACUCGGUCCAGAGCAUCCUUUAGCAUCUUUAAAGGUGCGUGCCCACCAACUCGUGCUCCCUCCCUGUGAUGUCGUAAUCAAAGCUGUGGCCGACUACGUCCGCAACAUCCGAGACAUCACCGACCUGGAGGCCAUCGCGAAGGACAUCUUCAAGAACUCACAGUCGUGCACAGAUGACAAAGUGAUCCGCUUCCAGAAGGCAGUGGAGUACUACUCAGCGGCCAGCAAACCCACACAGUUAGUCAGACCAAACCACAUGGGAGUUCCUGCUGCAGUGCCACAACACGCGUGUCCAAAACUGCUCAACAUUCCACUGGUGCCGCUGCCUGUUAAACCUGAGGUCCAGCAGUCGUACACAGAGCCACCGCUGGAGAAAAGCUUCAGCAACAUUCCUCUGGAAGGGAAGCACACACCGCUGUACGAGAGGGCCUCCCCCAUCAACCCGGGCCCCAACCACGCAGAGGCCGCCUUCUACAAUGCCUCCUCCGCAUCGUCCUCCUCGGAGAACGACGAGAGCACAGGCACAACUGCCAAUCAUGUUAGUGACCAUAAAGGAGAGUGGGAGAAAAAUGGGAACGUUCCUCAUUCUGUAAUCAGCGCAGAGCCAGACCUGGGGGACCAAACUAAAGCUGACCUCUCUGUGACCUCUGCCGGGGGCCCGGGGUCACAGGCCGGAGGCGUCCACAGCCUUAACGCCCAGAUCCCCUCGCUGCUCUCCAUGCCCACCAGGAACCACAUGGACAUCACCAUCCCGCCUCUUCCUGUCGUGGCCCCCGAGGUCCUGCGGGUGGCGGAGCACAGACACAAGAAAGGCCUCAUGUACCCCUACAUCUACCACGUGCUCAGCAAGGGAGAGAUUAAGCUGUCUGUGACCAUUGAAGAUGAAGCUAACAAAGACCUGCCUUCAGCGGUGCAGCUGUUCCGGCCUAUUCGUCAGUAUGUUUACGGAGUCCUCUUCAGCCUGGCAGAGGCCCGGAAGAAGGCUGAGAGACUCGCCAUGAGGAAGAACUGCCUGCCCGAGUAUACACAUGUGAUGGUGAAGGAGUGGGCCGCCUACAAAGGCAAGUCCCCCCACACUCCAGAGCUGGUGGAGGCUCUUCCCUUCAGGGAGUGGACCUGUCCCAACCUGAAGAAGCUGUGGCUGGGGAAGGCCGUGGAGGACAAGAACCGCAGGAUGAGGGCUUUCCUGGCCUGCAUGCGCUCCGACACCCCAGCAAUGCUCAACCCUGCCAACAUUCCCACGCCCCUCCUGGUGCUCUGUUGUGUGCUGAGGUUUAUGUUACAUUGGCCAGGAGUAAGAAUUUUGCGUCGUAACGAACUUGACGCUUUCCUAGCCCAAGCACUUUCUCCUAAACUAUAUGAGCCUGACCAGCUGCAGGAACUCAAGAUCGACAACCUGGACCCUCGAGGCGUCCAGCUUGCCGCUCUGUUCAUGAGCGGAGUGGACAUGGCUCUGUUUGCCAAUGACGCCUGCGGUCAGCCCAUCCCCUGGGAGUACUGCUGUCCGUGGAUGUACUUCGACGGCAAGCUGCUUCAGAGUAAACUCAUCAGGGCCAACCGGGAGAAGGCCCAGCUCAUUGACCUCUGUGACGGUCAGACUGAGCUGGUCGCCAAAGUGGAGAAGAUGCGUCAGAGCAUCCUGGAAGGCCUCAACUUCACUCGUCCUCCUCACCCUCCUCCGUUCCCCCCGCCUCCCCCUCUGCCUCCUCACGGGAUGCCUUUCUACCCCCCUGGUGGCGGCUUCUACCCCCCGCCCCCUAUGAUGCCUCCUCAUGGCCGAGGUAGAGGGGCACCUGCACUUCAAGGAAUCUCGUCCCAGGGUGGGAAGUUGGAGAUCGCUGGCACCGUGGUGGGUCAGUGGGCCGGCAGCAGACGAGGCCGAGGGAGAGGAGGCUUCCCCAUACAGGUGGUGUCUGUGGGCGGACCGAGCAGAGGUCGUCCCAGAGGUGUGAUCUCCACCCCUGUCAUCAGGACAUUUGGCCGCGGAGGACGAUUCUACACUCGAACCUUCAAAAACCAGGGCGUGUACCUGAGUAAACCUGCUCAUAAACCCGUCGCUCUCACAUCCGGACACGACGCCGCCAAGGACAGAAAGAAGUCGGAGGAGACGAAACCCUCGACGGCAGCCACGGAGAACGGCGUGGAGGAUGAGGAUGAUGAGGAGGAGGAGGAGGAAGAGGAGGAGAACGAGGAGGACAAAGAGCCGGAGCAGCAGCUGAACGGAGAGAAAGACGAUGAGCAGCGCAGGGCUCCCAUCCAACCUGAAAGUGCCUUUAGCAGUGACUCCAAGACGUGCAAUACUAAUCCUCACUUAAAUGCACUAAACGCAGACGGCGGCCGCCACGGAGAUGAAGCUCUGGACGCCGCCGUCUCCAAAAAAGAAGAGUAAAAGCUUAUUUUUCUAGAGAGGGUGAAGGAUGGAAGGUGGAACAUGGUUAGGGAAAAGAAAGCCUACGUAAUAUAACAAAAAAAUAAAUAAAUAAAUGUCCUCUCAAAGAAACAGGAUGAAAUUCGGAUCCCUCUCACACUGGAAAAAAUCUAAACCUGACCAAGUGUAUUUUUCUCAUUUCUAGUCCAAAUAUCUCAUCACACUUAAAAUAAGACAGAAUCACCUAAAGAGGAACUUUUCUGUGAGAUAUAAGAAC